Messenger RNA from Plectropomus leopardus (leopard coralgrouper), 2212 nucleotides. Its product is annotated as cadherin-1-like. Gene Ontology annotation, biological process: cell-cell adhesion mediated by cadherin; homophilic cell-cell adhesion; cell-cell junction assembly. Gene Ontology annotation, molecular function: beta-catenin binding; calcium ion binding; cadherin binding. Gene Ontology annotation, cellular component: cytoplasm; catenin complex; plasma membrane. NCBI's taxonomy places the organism in Eukaryota, Metazoa, Chordata, Actinopteri, Perciformes, Serranidae. The record is from RefSeq and is a predicted model, not a curated record.
ACCUUCAGGAGAGAAGACAAGAAGCAAUAACAGAUUGUUUUUUUUUCUUUUGUUGUGAGGAAUAUUGAAAUUAUUCUGCAAAAUACUGAGAAGACAUCAGACAAAUGGAGACUGCCUGGUUUGUGGUUUUGAGCCUUUUAAUCAUCUUUUUCCAGGAUUCUGCUUUGGUGGUUGCUGAGGAGUCAACAUGUGUGCCUGGAUUCAAAUCAGAUAUAUUGAUUUUCCCAGUAUCCAGACAGCACCUGAAGCGCUCCAUGAGACUGGGAGAUGUUGGUUUCAGCGACUGCACAGACCGCACACGGUUUGUUUUCAAUAGUGAAGACAGCCAUUUCGCAGUACAGACAGACGGCAUACUCAAGGUCAACAGACCGGUUGACAUUCGUGGAUACGUGGAAUUCCUCAUCUCCUCCUGGGACUCAAAAGGUCGCAAAAUCAGUGUCCCUGUCAGAGUAUUGUACUAUAGGCAAAACAUUGAGAACCACCGCCAAAAUGUUGCACAUGAUCACAACCAUCAGCAACACCUUACCGAAGCUGACUCUGGUGAUAACACAGAGAGUGCGACUGAGCCACAGGUGCCCACUUGGGAGUUGCCAACUUCUGGUGGUGGGCUGAGGAGGAGGAAGAGAGACUUUGUUAUUCCUCCCCUCUCUUUGGUUGAGAAUGACAGAGGACCCUACCCCAAAAAAGUAGCUCAAAUCCGCUCUAGUGAGGAUGAAACAAAGAAGAUCUAUUACAGCAUCACUGGUCCAGGAGCUGAUCAGGCUCCUAUUGGCCUCUUCAUCAUGGACAGAGAUUCCGGUUCUCUAUAUGUCAGAGACUCACUGGACAGAGAGGAACAAGACAGGUACACGUUUGUAGCACAUGCUGUAGCAGAUGGGUCAGUAAAUGUCGAGGAGCCAAUGGAAAUUGUGCUGACAGUAAUUGACUUGAAUGACAACAAACCUAUUUUCACUCAAGACACCUACCAAGGAGAAGUUGCUGAGGCCUCACCAAAAGGUUUUGAGGUGAUUACGGUUGUGGCUACAGAUCUUGACCAGCCAGGUUCUGACAACUCAGAUAUCCGCUACCGUAUACGAAGCCAGAAGCCACAGUUGCCCAGUAACUUCCUGUUUGACAUCAACCCAGUCUCUGGAGUCAUCAGAGUAAAUGCUGAUGGCCUGGACAGAGAGAAAUACCCAACGUACACUCUGGUGAUACAAGCAUCUGACAUGGCGGGAGAAGGGCUGACUGGACAAGCCACAGUAGUCCUUAAUGUCACAGACAGCAAUGACAAUGCUCCGGCCUUCACUCACUCCUUUUAUGAGGCAACAGUUGCAGAAAAUGAAGUGAACGCUGAGGUCAUUACGAUGUCAGUGACCGAUGGUGACGAGCCACAUUGCCUAGCCUGGAAUGCCAAGUUCACGAUAAUCGAUGGCGAUCCUGGAGGACUUUUCACCGUAAAAACAGGAAUUAACAAAACUGAGGGAACUAUUUUUACUGUCAAGGGUCUUGACUUUGAGAAGAGCAGACAGCACACACUGUUGGUUGCGGUGGAGAAUGAAAUUCCUUUUGCUAUUCCACUACCCACUGCCACUGCCACGGUGAAUGUGCACGUCAGUAAAACACCAGACCCAGUCCAAUGUACGUGUAAAAACGGAAUGACGUUGCUGCUGACAAUGAAGUAAUGCAAACCUGAGACAACAACCCAACAGGAUCCCAUGUCUAGCAACUGAGAGCAGAACCAAAACUGCUUCAAUGACUGCGGAACCUUCAUUAUGAAACUGGCUGACGUGAUUUACGGAGGAAGGGAGUAUGUGCUGUAAAUAUGCCAAAGAACAGAUAACAUGGAUAGGUUGUGGUAUGGCUGUGAAUGUUAGAUUGAUGUAAGCAUGAACUGAUAAUUGAUAACUGAUCAUUUUCUUUCUGUGCAUGGGGAUUAUGGUUUAUAAUUUUUAGUGUAGUGUGAUUAGUGGCCACUGCUCAGAAGGCAGAGGAUGAGUUUGCUUUUUAUUUCCUUAAUUGGAAUAGUUAAGCAGUCUGUGAGUAUUUCAAAUGGCUCUUUAGUUGUAGGCUAAAUACUAACUUUGCUUUCGGUUAACUUUCUUUGCAUUAAGCAUUUUUCUCAAUGCUUUCAGUUGUACUGGUGACAUUUGUGUAAUGCUUGCAAUGUGUGGUACGAUGCUUUUGUUUAGUAUUGUUGCUUGUUUUGUAUUUUGCAUUGCAAUGUUAAAAC